AUGGAUCCCUUGGGUGCACCUUCCCAGUUUGUGGAUGUGGAUACACUGCCAAGCUGGGGCAACUCUUAUGAAGAUCAAUUAAAUGCUUUUGAGAUUGCAGCUGAAAAAUACCAGGAAGAGACUAUUAGAUCACCUUUUCUUUAUAAUAAGGAUAUCAAUGGAAAAGUGGUUCUUUGGAAAGGAGAUGUGGCAUUACUGAACUGCACAGCUAUUGUGAAUACCAGCAAUGAAAGUCUUACGGAUAAGAAUCCUGUGUCAGAAAGUAUCUUCAUGCUUGCAGGGCCUGAUUUGAAGGAGGACCUCCAGAAACUUAGAGGUUGCCGGACCGGUGAAGCAAAAUUAACCAAAGGAUUUAAUCUAGCUGCCCGGUUCAUCAUUCAUACGGUGGGACCUAAAUACAAGAGCCGCUAUCGCACUGCCGCUGAGAGUUCCCUGUACAGCUGCUACAGGAACGUACUCCAGCUGGCAAAAGAGCAGUCCAUGUCUUCUGUUGGAUUCUGUGUCAUCAACUCUGCAAAACGGGGUUACCCUUUAGAGGAUGCAACACACAUAGCUCUUCGUACUGUAAGGAGAUUCCUCGAAAUUCAUGGAGAGACUCUUGAAAAAGUAGUAUUUGCUGUCUCUGAACUAGAAGAGGCUACUUACCAAAAGCUGCUACCUCUGUACUUCCCAAGGUCACUGAAGGAGGAGAGCCGUUCGUUGCCGUACCUACCUGCAGAUAUUGGCAAUGCAGAAGGGGAGCCUGUGGUACCUGAACGGCAGAUUAGAAUAAGUGAAAAACCUGGUGCCCCAGAGGAUAACCAGGAAGAAGAGGAUGAAGGCUUGGGAGUUGAUCUCUCUUUCAUUGGCUCUCAUGCUUUUGCCCGAAUGGAAGGAGAUAUUGACAAGCAAAGAAGACUGAUCCUUCAAGGGCAGUUAUCAGAGGCAGCUCUGCAGAAGCAGCAUCAGAGAAAUUAUAAUCGCUGGUUGUGUCAAGCAAGAUCUGAGGAUCUAUCUGAUAUUGCUUCUCUAAAAGCCUUAUACCAAACAGGUGUGGAUAACUGUGGUCGCACGGUGAUGGUGGUAGUUGGAAGAAACAUCCCUGUAACGUUAAUAGACAUGGACAAGGCUCUCUUAUAUUUUAUCCACGUAAUGGACCACAUUGCUGUGAAGGAAUAUGUGUUAGUGUAUUUCCACACCCUGACCAGCGAGUACAACCACCUGGACUCAGACUUCCUGAAGAAACUCUACGACGUCGUCGAUGUCAAGUACAAGAGGAAUUUGAAAGCUGUUUAUUUUGUUCAUCCAACAUUUCGUUCAAAGGUAUCAACAUGGUUUUUUACCACCUUUUCUGUCUCAGGACUGAAGGAUAAAAUCCACCAUGUGGACAGCCUCCACCAGCUGUUUUCUGCCAUCUCUCCAGAACAGAUCGACUUUCCUCCUUUCGUCCUUGAAUAUGAUGCCAGGGAAAAUGGACCUUACUAUACGUCUUAUCUUCCAUCACCAGAUUUGUGACCUGCUGUCAUUCCGUGCUCCUGGUUUCUAAAGACUCCACUUUUCUCUGCAGAUCCACUACCUGUUGAAGCAAUGCUCAUUUUUGCUGUACAGCUCCAGAGAGCCUUUUGUCCCCCACCUCUCUGGUAUUUUUUUAUUGACUGUAUAUUUUCUGGCACAUAGGCAAUCUGAAAAUGGUAGGCCAUUCUGAACUGUAUACUUAUUUUAAAUUUGUAUAUUUGUAUCAAAUGAAAAUGUUCACUUUUAGAGGAUUGUUGAUAGCAAUUGGGGAGCAACUUCUGAGUAUCU
This is a messenger RNA of Budorcas taxicolor (takin), 1782 nucleotides long. RefSeq names its product ganglioside induced differentiation associated protein 2 (gene GDAP2). The transcript has 13 exons. The record is from RefSeq and is a predicted model, not a curated record. NCBI's taxonomy places the organism in Eukaryota, Metazoa, Chordata, Mammalia, Artiodactyla, Bovidae. The coding region runs from base 1 to 1494 and encodes 497 amino acids.